Molecule: messenger RNA, 231 nt
Organism: Angiostrongylus costaricensis
Lineage: Eukaryota; Metazoa; Nematoda; Chromadorea; Rhabditida; Metastrongylidae
Source: the annotation of a GenBank genome assembly
AUGGAUGUCGUCGACCUUCCGGCAAUUUUCCCAAAGGCAACACGAAGGAAACUCAUUGAGCAUUCUGCUCCCGUCUGCAAGAAAUGCGACACGAGAACCGAAAGAGUAAAGAUUGACGACGUCGUCUCAAGAACAGGAAUCGUUCGGCUUGUAUCAACAACGGGGAGAAAUGAGAGGAAAAGAACCGAUGGUAGCGAAAUCGAAUCGAAGCAGGUGAUAAAAAUCGAGUAA